Messenger RNA from Vicugna pacos (alpaca), 2639 nucleotides. NCBI's taxonomy places the organism in Eukaryota, Metazoa, Chordata, Mammalia, Artiodactyla, Camelidae. The record is from RefSeq and is a predicted model, not a curated record.
GGCGCGCGGCCCCCACCGCGCUGUCGGUUUCCCGGGGCCCCGCGCGGUUGGGCGCCGCUGCGGGCGGGGACGGGUUCCGCGGGCAGGCUGUGCGGGACCUGCCGGAGUUUGCGCGGGCGGGAGCGUCCUGCACUCCGCGUCUCCGGGCACUCCGCGUCUCCGGGCACCCCGCGCGCUGACCCGCAGGGGCUGGCAAGUGUCUGGUCUCGGCGCUGCCGGCGCUCAGGCUGUGCCCUGAGCCCGCAGGAAGCGGGCGUGUGCUGAACGUCUGUGACCCUCGCGGCGGAAUAAACAGGAAGCGACGAGCACCCAGCCGGGCCACCCUGCUUUUGUUGUGCGGGCUGCGGGGCGCAGCGCGGAGGACGCUUCCUGGGAUCCCAGCCGGCCGCCCCGGGGCCGGGCGCGCCCUCCGUUGAAGUUCUACAUUUGUAACGUCAAACUGCUGUCUCCUGAUGGGACCAUUUUCAAGAACUGAAAUCAGUUUUCAUACAGCUUAAAAGCAGCGGGAGAGAAGCACAGAGAGCUGCAGAUGAGACCCUCCUGAGCCCCCUGGAGUGGCUGACAACCCUGGAAGGAUGCUGGCUGCCGGGCGGCUCUGGGGGCCCUCCCUAUGAGGUGGGAAGCCCAGGGUCGCGGGGACAGCUUCCUCACUUCUGGGCCCACCAUGGCCUCCGCAUUCUGGCUGGACAGCUGACGUGACUAGUGCGAGGGUGACGCUGCCAGACUGGGGCCACCCCAGGUGCCGCCUGCUCCCAGGGUCCAGAGCAGGCAGGUGGGAAUCAGAUGCUACCAGGAGCCAGGUGGGCAUGCUGAGAUGGAGGUCACCUGAGGCCCCUGGACGCUCCUCGUGUCGGGACAGCGGCGAGUCGGAGUGCAGGCCUGCAAGAGCAGCAUGCAGGAGGCUGGCUUUCCGGCCACACAUGCGUUCACAGAGUGCAAAUUCACCUGCACCAGUGGUAGAUGCUUGUAUCUUGGGUCACUGGUCUGUAACCAGCAGAACGACUGUGGAGACAACAGCGACGAGGAAAACUGUCUCCUGGUGACCGAGCACCCACCUCCGGGCAUCUUCAGCUGGGCCCCGUGGAUAGUGGCAGGGAGGUGGCGCUGGGAGAAGCCCCGCCGUCAUCACUGUCCGGGGCGGGCGGCAGCGCGGCUCCUUUCUCCGGGACUGGUGGUGCAGAGGGCCCUUCUGAGCCUGGAGACAGUGCCCAGAGAGCUGGAGCUGGCCCAGGUGGUCGUCAUCGUGGUGGUGGUCACGGUCAUGGUCGUUGUCAUCGUCUGCCUGCUUAGCCACUACCGAGUCUCCACUCGGUCCUUCAUCCACCGCCCGAGCCGGGGCCGGAGGCCUGGGGAUGGGCUGCAGCCGGUCAUAUGCGCCUCGCGGUCCCCGGAUGCGCUGGCUGCCCCGUCCUUUCUCCAGAGGGGUCGGUUCAGCCGCUUCCAGCCCACCUACCCCUACGUGCAGCACGAGAUCGACCUGCCCCCUACCAUCUCCUUGUCGGAUGGGGAGGAGCCACCUCCCUACCAGGGGCCCUGCACCCUGCAGCUGCGGGACGCCGAGCAGCAGCUGGAACUCAACCGGGAGUCUGUGCGGGCCCCGCCCAACCGGACCAUAUUUGACAGUGACCUGAUGGACGCCUCCGUGUACGGGGGGGGCCCCUGCCCGCCCAGCAGCCACUCGGGCAUCAGCGCCAGCACCUGCAGCAGCAAUGGGAGGAUGGAGGGGCCGCCCCCAGCUUACAGUGAGGUGACGGGCCCCCACCCUGGCACCUCUCUCGUCCUCCCCCCACACGGCAGCGCACACAGCGGGGGCAUGGACAGGAAGCCUGGGAACCUUGUCUGACCCGACAGCCUUGCGAGGAUGAGGUGGAAGGCGCUGCCCCGCCCGGCACGACGGGGUCGGCUGCACGCGUGGUCCUGCAGCGUGCGCAGCGGUCUUUCAGGGGAGCUGCUCACGUGGAACAGAGAAAGGGGUGCUGUGACGACACCAUGAAGUAAAGCCCACAGAGGCACCUGAUCAACUGAGAGCAGUCGUGACAGGAAGGCGUCAGAAUGGCCUGUUUUACCAUGAACCAGAUGCGGAGGAAGCGUUAUUACAGUCUGUGGGGAAGAAUCGCCAGUUUGCUUUCCCCCAAACUGUGGAACUUCUGCUUUAAAAAUGAUUCUAAGUUCCUGUUUCGUGUGCCAAGGUAGAGAGUGGAGAGAUCAAACGAACGCAGGGAGCUAAUUUGUGUUGUGAUGCUGUGUUUUUGAAAGUUGCACUAUGUUUAAGAUAAUGAGGAAGUUUACCUGAAGUUCUGUGUGUUGUCUUUUCACCUGUGGAUUAUUUCAGGCCCUCGACCCCACAGCCAUGCACGAAAGGAUGUUCGAGGCAGGAGUGUAACACACGCCACCGACGCUGAUCAGGAAGUCACGGCACAGCAGUGACGCGUCACGAAGCACCUGGAGACGUCGGGACAGGAGGUGCUGCGUCCUCGCGGGCUCUCAGGCUGCGUGUUUCACUGUAAGGCCCGAAGCCUGGUGCCGCCCCCAUCCUCCAGUGGCGCGGUUUUCUCAGUGAUGUAGAUUUAUUUCACUGUAGCAUGGAAUAUACUCAAGAUGCACAUCUUAUUUUAUGCAAUAAAUUGUUUAAAAUGCAA